Molecule: messenger RNA, 1398 nt
Organism: Populus nigra (black poplar)
Lineage: Eukaryota; Viridiplantae; Streptophyta; Magnoliopsida; Malpighiales; Salicaceae
Exons: 2
Coding region: 98-1261 (387 amino acids)
Source: RefSeq, a predicted model, not a curated record
UGAGUUCAUUAAUCAAUGCGUAUUUAUACGUUCAUUAAUGCUUAGUUAAAAACACCAAGGGAAACACAAAGAACCAAAAAAAAAAAAACAAACAAUCAUGUAUGUGACAAGGCCUCUCUCAAUGUAUCGAGUAUAUCCUUCAGCUCGUUCAUUAUUUCCUCCCGAGGGUCCGAACUCUGGUAUAUUGGUGAUCCAAGAUGAUGAAACUGAACCUACUUGCUGUUUUGGGUUGGUCAAGAGUACUGAUUAUAUUAGAGCCCUGCCGUUUCCUCAAAACAAGAACCUAGAGGUUCUGUUUCCGGACGGGCCGGACUUCACUGAAUGCACCCGUGUUCUAUUCAUUCCCGUUCUUAACCAACCAUUGUCUUCCAAACAAUACUAUGUCAUUCAAAGGAAAUCGAAGCAUAAAGGGAAAGCUUACGUAAACCGCAAGAUUAAGGAGGGCGUGAAAACGAGUCGUUCCUGCAAUCGUACAUCCUGUUUAGAACCACGACCUUUGGAUCCUAGAAACAUAUAUCAACGAUUUCAGAUUCAACAGCGAAAACGGGGUACCUUUGUUGCCAAAUCUGUAGCUUCGGAUGGGCUACCUCCAAAAUUCUUAAGGAGAGAUGGUUGGGAAUUGGCUGCUUCAACUCCCAAGGAGUUCCAGCUGAGCGAAGCACCAGGCCUUAACAUGGCUCUCCGUGCCCGCCUUCCAGACUUCAGCUUCCCGUUGUCACAGAAUUGUUCUGAAGCUGUGAAGGUGGGGAAGUGGUAUUGUCCUUUCAUGUUCAUCAAAGAAGGAAACAUACUUGAAGAUCAGAUGAGGAAUUCACCCUAUUAUGAGAUGACUCUCGAGCAACAAUGGGAGCAGAUUUUUGCUUGUGAAAGUACGUAUAAUGAAGACAAUACUGUGAGUAUAGAUGUUGCUGUCAAAUGCCAAGUGGUUAAAAUUGGUGGGACAGAAGCUGUGUAUGACCAGAAGAUUGUUGCUGGUGGGGUGAUGUGGUUUAGGAGUGUUAGCGAUGUGGAACGAGAAACAAAUGUGGGAUUGGGAUUAGAAAUUGUGGAGAGAAUGAAGUGGGAGCAAGAAAGAGUCGGGUGGGCCGGUGACCGGCAAGUGAGCGUGAAGAGAACCGAGGAGUUUGAUGGCAAGGGAGAGUGGAGGAAAUUCGGUUGCUAUGUGUUGGUUGAGAGGUUUGCAUUGAAGAGGAUGGAUGGAAAUGUGGUGCUGACCUUUGAUUUUAGGCAUCCUCUUCAGAUUAGGAGCAAAUGGGAAUGACAUAAUUGCAGUCUUUUUUUUGCUAAUAAAUCACCUAAAACUGUAUUUGAAAUGCUACGAGUUCUAGGCCUACGAAGGCAGAAGCAUGUAAGAAACGUUUGGUGUUCUGCGAAUAAAAUGUGGCUUUACACACUGAA